This is a messenger RNA of Malus domestica (apple), 796 nucleotides long. Its product is annotated as heavy metal-associated isoprenylated plant protein 39. Gene Ontology annotation, molecular function: metal ion binding. The record is from RefSeq and is a predicted model, not a curated record. Lineage: Eukaryota; Viridiplantae; Streptophyta; Magnoliopsida; Rosales; Rosaceae.
CUUUAGCUUAUGAGUCUGUCCGUCUUCCACAAAGACUAGUCCCCUUCAAGGAAAACUCUCUGCAAUUUCCUCUCUCUUUCUUCUUCCUCCUCCUCGAAAACCCUCGGCUUUUCGAGCUUUUUUCGAUUAGUUUUUGUUCGUAUUUUAUACUUCUUGGUCAGAGCUUCAGACCCAAUUGAAAUGAAGAAGGUGGUACUGAAAUUGGAUUUACAUGAUGACAAGGAAAAACAAAAGGCCUUGAAAGCAGUCUCCAGCCUUACAGGCAUUGACUCAAUUGCUAUGGACAUGAAGGAGAAGAAACUAACGGUGAUCGGCGACGUUGACCCGGUCGAUGUGGUGGCCAAACUGAGAAGAGGGUGGUACACAGAGAUCCUAACAGUCGGGCCGGCAAAGGAAGAAAAGAAAGAUGAUAAGAAAGACGGAGGGGGUGCCAAAAAAGAUGACAAGAAAGAAGAUGAUAAGAAGAAACCUGAUCCAGUUGCUGAGCUUGUCAAGGCCUACCAAGCAUACAAUCCCCACAUGACCAAGUACUACUAUGUCCAAAGUGCUGAAGAAAACCCGAAUUCCUGUGUUAUCUGUUAAUUAAUUGAGGAUUAUGAGAUGAUUAGCGGUUUGAUCGUGUAUUUUUGGUAAGGCCAUCUGAAUUUUAAUUUUUAAUCAUGUUUUGGAACCAAUUGGAGGCCAGCCAAAGAAAGGUUUGUGAUAUGUAUAUGGAGUGCAAGUGGCUUGAAAAAAUAAGUGUCUGAACUUUGAUUUUUAUUUUUGAUUAAAGUUAAAAAGCACAGUUAAUUACUCA